AUGGCAACAACAUGGAUGGGUUGUUUGUUGACAGGGCAAUGGAAUCAGCUUGAUGAUACUGGAGACCGUAACCCGGCACCUGCUGCACCUACAGUAGUCGAACCUGCGCGUCGGAGACAACCACCUAGACCAAUUCCAAAAUUUGAAUGCGAUGACUGUUCUUUGGAAUACACUGACAUCAAGAUCCCACGAGUUUUGAAGGAAUGCGGUCAUACGAUUUGUGAGCAAUGUGCGGAUAACCUACUGGCGGAGAACAAUCAACGACAUCUACUUUGUCCACUUUGUGAAACGGUUACACUGGUUUAA
Messenger RNA from Caenorhabditis remanei, 306 nucleotides. RefSeq lists its product as uncharacterized. NCBI's taxonomy places the organism in Eukaryota, Metazoa, Nematoda, Chromadorea, Rhabditida, Rhabditidae. Bases 1 to 306 code for a protein of 101 amino acids. The transcript is spliced from 2 exons. The record is from RefSeq and is a predicted model, not a curated record.